AUGGAACAGCAGGUAUCUCAAGGAACUGAACAUGCAACAAAAUGGAAUGAGUGUGUGUCUCCAGGAGCAUUUGCUAUAAUGCAUAAAUUUUUGUUUGAUGAGAGCACAAGAUUGAGAUUAGGAUUGCCCAGGACCAAUGAAUAUGGGAGACUUUUUUCUAAAAUAGCUGGGAUGGGAAAUUUUCUACAAAUUUGGAAGGAGAUACAACUAGGACAAGGAGUUCUCGUGUCAAACGAAAACGAAUAUUCCAGGAUCACUUGGGAAAAUAAGCAUCUUGAAAAGAUGAACGAGUUCACAAGAGAAUGGUAUUUGAAGGUGCGAGAUUAUAUAACAGAUAAUUGGAAAUUUCUGCGGUCUAGUCCAGGGAUGUUAAUAGGGAUGCUGAAUGCUGCUUCCACUACAUUAGGAAUGCUGCCAGCAAAUUAUAAGAUGGAUGAAAAUAUAAUGAGAGUUGUCUGUAUGAGGUCAUCUGACGACUCUAUGACUAAAUAUUUGUCAGUAGAUAGACAAUCAAACAGGGACUGUAUUGCUUUAAACAAACUAAAUUUGUCUCUCAUUGGUAUAAAUUUAAGCCCAGAAAAUUCUUUGCGAGAACCA
Molecule: messenger RNA, 597 nt
Organism: Brenthis ino (lesser marbled fritillary)
Lineage: Eukaryota; Metazoa; Arthropoda; Insecta; Lepidoptera; Nymphalidae
Source: the annotation of a GenBank genome assembly